Medicago truncatula (barrel medic) is the source of this 2152-nucleotide messenger RNA. RefSeq lists its product as uncharacterized. Bases 396 to 1925 code for a protein of 509 amino acids. The record is from RefSeq and is a predicted model, not a curated record. The transcript has a single exon. Lineage: Eukaryota; Viridiplantae; Streptophyta; Magnoliopsida; Fabales; Fabaceae. Gene Ontology annotation, molecular function: S-adenosylmethionine-dependent methyltransferase activity.
GCAAGAGAUAUCACCUCGUAAAUUAGGAAACUUUGUUAGAAUAAGAAAGAGAUUAGACUCCUUCAUCCACGCAUCACAAUCCGCUUCACUUUUCACUUUCCACUUUCCACUUUCGCUAUUCACCACCGCUCCUUCCGGUAACUGGUCACCACUCACCAAUCCCUUUUAUUAUUCUCCUGCUUCUAAACUAAACACCACCAUCACCGGGUCACGGACUCAGAAAACAUACCAAACCAUGCAUUAUUCCCGUUUUAACCCUCGCUUUCUUCUCCAUUUCCCAAUCUCUGCCACUGAACCAAAACCCUUAAUCGGAGCUAACCAUACUUCAUCAAGAUUCUGCUCUCGAUAAAAAAUAUUCAAAUUAUUUCCAUUUUUAUUUUUAAUUUUUGUUAUAUAUGAAAAAGAAGUGCACGGUGGCUACAAUGGAACACGCCGCAGCGAAACCUAGCUCUUUCCAGAAUCUUCUGAUACGGUUACUUCUCACCGGCGUUUUCGUCAUCGCUGUUCGAUUUGCUUACGUCAUCUCCAUCGCCGGCGAGUCUUGCAAUGUCGCCGAUUUCUGCUUCUUCUCGUUGCCGGAAACAAUCAGUCUCGCUAUCUCAGGUAAUGAACCUCUCUCCGAUGAAUCAUCUUCCGGCGGCGCAAAUACUUCAUCGCCGGCCGUGGCUUUUUACUCGUCAGUUUUUCGUGACUUGAUUGGCGGAGGUUACUUGACGACGGAGUCGAAGUCGCUUUGUGUUGAAACCGUUACCGGACGUGAUGUUUUUGCUCUGAGAGAAGUCGGAGUGAAAAACGCCGUUGGAAUCGCGAGGAAAUCGGUGAAACCGCUGGUGAAAUCGGGAAGUGGUGAACGGAUUCCGUUUGGUGACGGUGAGUUUGAUUUUGUAUUCUCCGGUGAAGGCUCGUUUAGGAAGUCGGCGAAGCCGGCGGUGUUUGCAGCGGAGAUUGCUCGGACGAUGAAACACGGUGGAUUCGCGGUUUUUCAUUUCACAAACCGUAAGGAUACGUAUAGUUUCAAUUCAUUUCUUGAUUUGUUUCAUUGUUUCAAAGUAGUGAAAUUGCAUGUGUUAGAAGGGUUUGAUUCUUCAAUGCCUUAUAUACAUGAAACUGUUUUGAAGAAUGAGUGUGUUGAUUAUGAAAAAUUUGAUAGUGAUUAUUAUUCGAGUUCGAAUGGAAAUUGUUACGUUCCGGGGUAUAAGAAAGAUUUGGUUAGAAUUGCUGAGCCAUUGAUUGAAAAGGAACCAUUGAAGCCUUGGAUUACAUUGAAAAGAAAUUUGAUGAAUAUAAAGUAUCUUUCUUCAAUGGUUGAUAUAAGUUUCAAGAAUAGGUAUUUAUAUGUUGAUGUUGGAGCUAGAAGCUAUGGUUCUAGUAUAGGAUCUUGGUUUAGGAAACAAUAUCCUAAGCAAAAUAAGACAUUUCAUGUGUAUGCGAUUGAAGCCGAUAAGCAUUUUCAUAAGGAGUAUGGGUUGAAAAAAGGGCUUACUUUGGUUCCUUAUGCUGCUUGGGUGAAGAAUGAGACUUUAGCUUUCGAGAUUCAUCGUGAUCCGGGGGAGCAUGUUGAGGUUAAAGGAAGGGGGAUGGGUAGGAUUCAACCUUUGCGGUCGAUAGGGAAGGGGUUUGAUGGGGAGGUGGAGAAGAUAAAGGGAUUUGAUUUUGCGAAUUGGUUGAAGAAGACGGUUUCGAAGAAUGAUUUUGUUGUGAUGAAAAUGGAUGUGGAGGGUACUGAGUUUGAUCUUAUUCCGAGGUUGUUUAAAACCGGGGCGAUUUGUUUGAUAGAUGAGAUUUUUCUUGAAUGUCAUUACAAUAGGUGGCAGAGAUGUUGUCCUGGGCAGAGGAGUUCGAAGUAUGAGAAAACUUAUGAUCAAUGCUUGGAGCUCUUCAAUUCUCUUAGACAAAGUGGAAUUCUUGUUCAUCAAUGGUUUUAAUUUCCUCAUAGGUGAAAUUUUUCUAUACUUGUUCUGUAACUUCAUUGUAUCCUUUUACAUGUUUCUUCUUCAAAAUCCGAAUAUUUCCCCUUCCCCUACCCUCUCUUUACCUUUUUACCGUAGACAAUAGAGAUUAGAAAAGAUUAGUGUGUUUCAAAUUUCUUUCCAUGUAAAAGUUGGAAUUGAAAAUCAAAGCAUUUAUUUAAAUCAACUGUAUUUUCUGCACA